CACCGCUACAACAUCGACUGAGACAGUUCUAGAUCGACAAAGCACCGAGCUUGGUCCCGAUUUGCAUUGUGCUUUCCGAUCAGGGAGACAGUUCUAGAUCGACUGAGAGAAAGAGAGCAUGAAGCUGUCGUCGAUGGUUAGCAGAGUCUGCUGUAGCGUCUCUUGCUUCGCUAUUUCUCAUUUGAAAACCGGUUCGCAUCUUCAACAUCUAUUAGUUUCAUCGACCACCAAGUCAGCUCUUCUUCUUGUUCGGCCGUCAUCGUUAUCAAGCAAAUUGAGUUGUAGCAUUUCCGCUUCAAAACGGGUAUGUAGCAGAAGUAGAACCAUCGUAACUUGUUCUGCAGAUGGGUCAUACCCCACCGGCGGGGAGUCUCCGGCGAAGGCACUCCGGCGGAUUCUGGAUUCGCCUGGGAUUCACCAAGGCCCUGCUUGUUUCGAUGCUCUUAGUGCAAAGCUAGUGGAGAGAGCUGGAUUUGAUUACUGCUUCACCACUGGAUUUGGAAUAUCUGCUUCUCGGUUGGGGCUGCCAGAUACUGGAUUUCUUUCUUAUGGAGAAAUGGUAGAUCAAGGGCAACAAAUUACGCAAGCUGUGUCCAUUCCCAUUAUUGGGGAUGGUGAUAAUGGAUAUGGUAAUGCAAUAAAUGUUAAGAGAACUGUUAAAGGAUAUAUAAGAGCUGGCUUUGCUGGAAUUAUUCUUGAGGAUCAGGUGUCUCCCAAAGCUUGUGGUCACACACAAGGCAGAAAAGUAGUGUCUAGAGAGGAAGCAGUGAUGAGGAUAAAAGCAGCUCUUGAUGCUCGGAAAGAGAGUGGUUCUGACAUUGUUAUUGUUGCUCGGACAGACUCUCGUCAAGCAGUGUCAUUUGAUGAGUCACUCUGGAGAGCACGGGCCUUGGCUGAUGCUGGAGCAGAUGUUCUGUUCAUUGAUGCCCUUGCUUCUAAGGAAGAAAUGAAGGCUUUUUGUGAAGUUUCUCCACUAGUUCCAAAAAUGGCAAAUAUGCUUGAAGGAGGGAAAACGCCAAUUCUCAAUCCUGUUGAACUUGAGGAUCUUGGAUAUAAACUUGUGGUCUAUCCACUUUCCUUGAUGGCAGUUUCAAUGCGUGCGAUGCAGGAUGCACUAGCUGCCAUUAGAGGAGGUCGUAUGCCUCCUCCUGGAAGUAUGCCAUCUUUUGAAGAAAUUAAAGAAAUAUUAGGUUUUAACGCUUAUUAUGAAGAAGAAAAGCGAUAUGCUACCGGCUCUGGUCAACUUUCUUUACAGAGAGAAAGCAGCAAUCUAUACAGUAUCCAACAGGGGGUUCAAGAUGAUACUGAGAAAAGAGGUCAAAGUCCACAAGAUCCUGUGGUUGAAGUAAUAACUCCUGAUGUAUACAAUACCUAUGAUGCAGAUCGUUCACAGGAUCCAUUGUCAGGGAUUUGGUCUCGAACAUUGAGAGUCAAAAUUACUGGACGAGAUGGAUUUGAAAAACUUGAUGUUCGGAUUCCCGCUGGAUUUUUGGAUGGACUCACAAAUAUAGUUCCAGCAUUAGGGGGUGUAAACAUCAAGGCGCUGCUCGAUGAUGCUGCUUCAGAAGUGGGAGGGAAGAUGUUGUUGGAUUUUAGUGACACAAUGGGCGACAGGAUUCAAGUCUUCUUGGAGUAAAUAGAUCCACCUUGAAAACUCUUUUUAAAGGGAUGCAUGUCUGCGGGAUCUUCUAGACCUCCGCUAUUGCUGCUGCAAAUUAACAUACAUGCCAGAAAGAAGAAUGAGAUUAACACCAAACUUGCGAUUUUGGGAUUUAGUUUCUCAGAAGGUUGUUUCAUUGUGUUCUUCUAACCUUUUAAAGUUCUCCGUGUAAUAUUACGUUAGAAAUUUUAUACUUCAAACUAGUGUGUUUCAUCCCAAAUUAUUAAAAAAAGAACAGAAAAAACCGUAGGAUUCAACCAAAGCCAGACGCCUAAACAAGUGGCAAUAUAUCAAUAAAUAAAUCAAAUGAAAGGCAGCAUAUAUUAUACAUUGAUGGAGGAAAAAUGAAUUAUCAAAUUUAUUGUUCAGCAAGAGGGUAAUGUUAUACCAUAAAUUUCGAACGAACUUUGAAAAACAAAAAGAAAAAAGAAGGUAUGGUGGGGGACUAAAAGGGGAACUGAUGAGAAGUUCCCCCUAUUGUAUACAACUCGCAACGGCCAAGGCCACCAGCCCAGAAUCUACAGAAAUUCUCAUGACUCGAUCAGGGAGAAACAGAUGGUACAGCAAUUUCCAAAGAAACUUAGUAGAAGUUGGGAGAUAAUACAUUGCAACAAGCAGCUCUGCAGAAAAUUACAACUGAUUUCGAUAUUAAAGCUUCUUAGUACCAAAAGCCAGGUGAGAGAGGGAGAGAGAAAAAG
Molecule: messenger RNA, 2358 nt
Organism: Diospyros lotus (date-plum)
Lineage: Eukaryota; Viridiplantae; Streptophyta; Magnoliopsida; Ericales; Ebenaceae
Exons: 9
Coding region: 119-1636 (505 amino acids)
Molecular function (GO): catalytic activity
Source: RefSeq, a predicted model, not a curated record